Molecule: messenger RNA, 1116 nt
Organism: Ricinus communis (castor bean)
Lineage: Eukaryota; Viridiplantae; Streptophyta; Magnoliopsida; Malpighiales; Euphorbiaceae
Exons: 2
Coding region: 1-1116 (371 amino acids)
Source: RefSeq, a predicted model, not a curated record
AUGCCGGUCCAAGCAGUUCAACCCAGAUGUGAAUUCUGUGGUGGACCGCAUUACAGUGCCAAUUGUAAUGCGGGAGGUAUGUUUGCAUCUUCUAUGCCUACUAAUGUUUCUAACGUUGAGCAUGUUGAUUAUGUAGGUAGGCAACAAAAUGAUCCCUACAGCAAUACAUACAACCCAGGGUGGAGGAAUCAUCCUAAUUUUGGAUGGAGGAACUCCAAUAACCAAGGUCCACUAGAAUACCAGAGGUUGCAUCAGCAACAACCUAUGCAAUUUAUUCCCCAUCAACCAGGAGGUAGUCAAGAGAAGAAACCUAACUUGGAAGAGUUGAUGAUGAAGUUCAUUGCAACUUCAGAGAAUGAUUUCAAAGAACGCUGCCUUCGGAAUCAACAAGCUUCAAUUCAGAACUUAGAAACUCAAAUUGGGCAGUUGUCUAGGAUGAUGGCUAAGAGGCAGCCAUGCACGCUUCCAAGUAACACAGAGUCUAAUCCAAGGGAGCAUGCCAAAGCAAUUACUUUGAGAUCAGGUAAGAAACUUACUAGUUCAUCUAAGCCUUUCGCUAAUAAUGAUUCUAAUGUGCAGGUGGAUGAGUCGAAAAAGAAAGACAAGCCUGAAGAGAAAGAAAAGGGAGCAGUUGAAGAGAAGGAGGAUUCGAAGAAGAUUCCCUUGAGGCCAUACCAACCUCCCAUUCCAUAUCCUGCAAAACUCAAGCAGGAUAAAGUUGAUCAGCAAUUUGCAUUAGCUGAUUUGGGAGCUAGCAUCAAUUUGAUGCCUAGUUCAUUGUUUGAGGAGUUAGGACUAAGCACUUCUAAGCUAACUCCUACCAGGAUGAGUAUACAACUAGUAGAUAGAACUGUUAAGUACCCGAAAGGGAUUAUAGAAGAUGUGCUAGUUAAAGUUAACAAAUUUAUAUUUCCUGUGGAUUUUGUUGUCAUGGAUAUGAAUGGUGAGAGUGAUGUCCCAUUGAUCCUAGGUAGACCAUUUUUAGCUACAUCUAAAGCUUUGAUAUAUGUUAGUAGCGGAAAGCUGGAACUUAAAGUAGAUGAUGAGAGCAUUACAUUUGAUUUGACUAAAUCCUUGAGAUACCCAUAUGAGCAUGAUGGUGCAUCAUUCGAUUGA